AGGACGCUUCUUUGCGUCUGCAGUAAAAUGAAAGUAAACAAAUGAACCGGAUUCGGUUUUAUUUCUGUAAUAAACUACAAACAGAGCAGAAUGACUAAAGAUAAACUUCAGAUUUAAGUGUUUACGAUUAAGGAUGAGCUGUCAUCACCUGCAUUUAGGAGAAUCGCCGGAUGAAUGUGUAGCGACCAAGCGGAUGUGCCAAAGACCUCAUCGUGGGGUCACCAUGGUGUCUGAAGAAGCUCCAGAAGAAGCCUCUGUAGAGCCGUUCAUUACAAUCCAGGAGUCUAAAAACAGUAUGCACAAGUCUAGAACCGUGACUAUAAAAUCUAAGGGUACUUCUGGAACCGUGAAGGGUACAAAUUGUAAUGGUGAGUCUAAGGAUGCCACAGUGGGGGCUAAAACUUUGAAACCGGAGUGUAUAGAUUCCAACGCUGGAUCUAAAGCGAAAUCUGCAGCUACGGAUGUUUUCGGGACUAACGGUGCUAGUUCUGAGUCUUCCUACAAUACUGUGGAUUGCACAGGCAGCGUGGAGACGGUGGAUGGCAGCGAAGUUCAAGUGUCCGUGAUUAUACCUGUGCACAAUGGCGCCGAAUGGCUGGACGAAUGUCUCCAGGCCGUUCUGGGACAGGACUUCCAAGGCAGUAUGGAGGUCUCCAUAUUUGACGACGCCAGUACGGACGACUCCAGAGCGAUCGCUGAGAGCUGGAGGGAAAAACUGGAGAGAAACGGAGUUUCGGUGCUGAUCUCGGGCCAUACGUCAGCCAAACCUAGAGGAGUCGGAUUCGCCAAAAAUAGGGCCGUGUCUCAGAGUUGCGGACGGUACCUGUGCUUCCAGGAUGCGGAUGACGUCAUGAUGCCCCAGAGAGUGAGACUGCAGUAUGAAACGGCUGUACUGAACCCCUCAGCCAUCGUUGGUUGCCAGGUGAGGCGAGAUCCAGAAGGUUCUACAGAGCGCUACACCAGGUGGAUCAACACCCUCAGCCCUGAGCAGCUCCUCACACAGGUCUACACCUCCCACGGGCCGACGGUCGUCAUGCCCACGUGGUUCUGCUCGCGCGACUGGUUCCGAAAAGUGGGACCUUUCGACGAGGGGGGGAAGGGAGUUCCGGAGGAUCUGCUGUUCUUCUACCAGAGUGUCCGUCAGCGAGGAGGGGCGGUCCGGGUGGAGCGGUGCCUGCUGGUGUAUCGAUACCACGAGCACGCAGCGACACACUCCGUACUGGAGGAGACCAUCUGGAAGCUGCGAGUGGACUUCCUGCAGGAGAAAGUGCUCAGCCAAUGGGAUUCCUUCACCAUAUGGAAUGCUGGGAAGCAGGGGCGGAGACUCUACCGCAGCCUGACCCCCAGCAACCGGAAAAAGGUCAGAGCGUUCUGUGAUGUGGACGAGAACAAAAUCAAAAAGGGCUUUUAUACCUACGAGGAGUCGAAGGAGCGACCCAAACCCAGAAUAGUGGUGCAGCACUACAGAGAUUCAUCUCCUCCAUUUAUAGUCUGUGUUAAACUGGACAUGACGGGCGGGGUUCUGGAGGACACCCUGCGUUCUCUCCACCUGGUGGAGGGAGUGGAUUACCACCACUUCAACUGAGCCGCGAACCCGAGCCCGACGACACGGGGGUACAGGGACGUCCAGCACAGAGCCCUGACCUCGGCCUCCAGUCCGCAGGUCUGGGCUUAACGGGCACAAAUUCCCACGCACAGAAGCUUCUCAGAAGAGCGAAGAGAUCACACUGGGGUCACGACAGGCUCGUGGUCAGGUGUCCGAUUACUUUUGGUCAUACAGUGUAUGAAUGAUUGUUGCUGUGAAUAAAAGAAUAAAACUGUC
Molecule: messenger RNA, 1822 nt
Organism: Trichomycterus rosablanca
Lineage: Eukaryota; Metazoa; Chordata; Actinopteri; Siluriformes; Trichomycteridae
Gene: b3gntl1
Product: UDP-GlcNAc:betaGal beta-1,3-N-acetylglucosaminyltransferase-like 1
Exons: 13
Coding region: 134-1585 (483 amino acids)
Source: RefSeq, a predicted model, not a curated record